Cetraspora pellucida is the source of this 376-nucleotide messenger RNA. Lineage: Eukaryota; Fungi; Glomeromycota; Glomeromycetes; Diversisporales; Gigasporaceae. The record is from the annotation of a GenBank genome assembly.
AUGCCUUUACUUCGGGCAACUCUGAGUGACCUACCAAAUGGCUGUAUAUGUUUAAGUACAGCUGAACGCCAAAGCUUGGCAAGUAAGGCACGUAGAAACGAUAGAAUGGGCAAGGAAAAUGAUGCCACUAAAAAAGAAGAGGAUGAAAUAAAAUUAUGGAGAGAAUUGUUGGAUGGGAGUAGCUAUAUAAAUUCUGCAUGUAGACCUAUUCAUAAUCAGUUCGGUGUAGUUGGAAUCCAGGCGUUAGAGCAAGCUAUUUCGCAUCCGCCUCGAAAUGUUCACUCAAGUCCCACUGUCUCUUCACCGCGUAGAGAAGAACCGGAACAAAAAAGACUCAGGAAGAAUAGUAAAACCAGAAGGUUGACUAAACGAAAAA